CUAUUUUUUCAGUAGUUGUGUGGUUUCAUUUUUUGCUUAUGAUCUCGUCGUUGAAUUGUUCGGUUUUCGUUCGGUUCAAUCAAGCUUCAGCACGCGCUCGUCACCACACCAAGUUCUGUCCUGUUCGAUCGUGCUUGAAUGGAAACGGUGGACGCGUAGGUGUCUUCAACACCUUGAGCCAAACCAUGGCAGAUAUCGUACCAGUUCCAUCUAGCCGCCGUGUGCGAUAGAAUAACUUAGAUCUGGUCGCUUCUGAAAGCCUGUUAGCGAUAGAUCUCUGCCUGAGGCUUGUUGCGUCCCAGAGACGAUAUUUUUUUGAAAGUGACAGUUGUGGUUAACCUUAGAAGACAAAGACGCAUUUGAUAGGCUAUGCGGUAUAUACUUUGAAGUGGGAUAAAUAAGAGAUUAGAUCAUUAAAAUCUGAUUUGCAUAGUGGAUUCUUGCAUAUUUCUAGGAUUUUUAAGCUCAAACAGAACUGGACUGGAGCUGUGGUAUUCACCAGCAAUGUUAGUUGACAUGAUCGUGAUCUUCGCUUGUACGAUUUCUUCACCUUGAACGAAAGUAAAUCCUCAUAUUUGAAGUGCUGUGUCAUUAUAUUCAACAUUGCAGUGCUUGAGCCGUGUUGUGUUAUAAAACGAAAUUUCUUGUUACACGUAUGAUUUCAUCCGCCACCGGAACUUGCCCAACAAGAGACGUCACUGUAUCGUGUGCCAUUAAUCAUUAGCAGUGUUCGUUCACAAGUGUGUAUGUGUGUGAGGUGAGAGCUUCCGCGCGGAUUAAAUCAUCGCCCACAAAACCAAGCUUCCAAUCUCGACCAGGUUUGAAGUGUGUUCUGAAGUGGUUCUGCCUCGUGAAAGGGAAAGUGCUUACGAUAAGCAAAAGAAGCCUUGGGCUGUGUUAUCGCGUAGGCCCCAAAUGUGGCGCUGUGAACGGUCGCUACCGCCAUGAGUGUCCGGGAUAUCAGUGGGACAGUGUUCAGCAAUCGGAUGGCACUGCACGAACGGCACCGGCCGCAUCAUAAUCUUCCGCGCGUCCGCGAAUCAACUCAAGUCGGUAGUUCCGCCCAAGACGCAGUGCCAAGAAUGUCACCUCCGAGCCCAUCCACAACAAUGGGCCUAAGCAAUGUAGGAGGUGAUGCUACCGGGCCGGUUGGUGGGGUAGUGAUGCGUAAUCGGGUGAUCGAUCUGGACAAGAAUCGCAUCAAGUGUAACCGGAACCGGAUCUGGUCACGGCCGUCUAGCUUUUUGAGCUUUUUCAAACAGUCUCUCGGUUCUGCGACAAAUGGCAGCAGAGGAGGAGGAGAAGCAGGAGCCUCUUUAAAUUACAAUGAAAAUGUCAACAGACCACCCGGGAGCAGUGUGCCACCCUCGAACAGCAGCAUUCCACAGACUCCGAGUGAAGAAUCUCCCGUUGAUAGUGUCGAUUCGAAGGCUCCUCCAGCCACUGGUGCUCAGCGCCUAGAUCUAAACAUGAUCCGCAAACUGGAAGAAGAGAUUUACAAGCGGGGCCGUGAGCAGCGGCCGGAUGCGGAAGCGAAAGAUUUCCACGAGUUCUACUUCAACAGUCGGCGACAUUCGGGUGGCGAGCGGAAGACAUUCACCAGCGACACGUCCGCCUUCAACGGUGACAAUCACCGGGCGGUGCUGCUGGUCGAUCCGAACGCGCUCGAGCCGAUAUUGCUCAAGCGCCCACUCAGCACGGACGAGACGCGGCUCGUGAUGAUGAUGAGUGAUGGUGCCGGUGCGACAACCGGCGAUAAACCGGCACAAAACCCCGGGCCGGCAUUGCAUCAUCCAGCGGGGAGCGGUGGCGGAGGCAACAAAUCGAUCAUCAUCGUCGAUAACUCCGAGUACUACCCGGUGCUGAUGCGGUACGACAUCAACGCGGACGAGAUCGACCGGCAGCAGCAACAGCAGCAGCAGUACCGUCGCAAUCGGGCGGAGAUGCUUAAAAUAGACACUACCACAGGGGCGUGCUGCACAUCGUCCGCACCCACCGGUCGGCCGGUUGCGCCAAUCAACCUCUGUCGUCCGCCGUCUGGGCCGGACAGCGUAACGACAACGUCACCGUCCGCCGGGGGUUUCCCGAUGAAAAGUGACGAAAAGUUGUCAUCGUUUGCGUCCUCCUCGCUGUCUUCCUCGUUAAGUGGAGCAACCUCAUCGAGUGUAGAGCAUCCAUCGCCCCAGUCUUCCCUCGAGCUGCACGGACUGGCAGCUCCAAAGCAUCGUCCCCCACUGAUGGUACCGUCCGCCCAGCCAGUAUCCGCAACGGGGGGUAGUGGAGGCCGCGGCAGCAAGAAACAGCUGCAACAGCGGACGGCGAAUCUGUUCCAACGGUUUCUGCAGCAUCGCCGCAGUCUUAACCUUUCCGUGCGCCGUAAACGAUGCCGACCUACGCACGAGUGUGCACACUUCAAGAACACGGAAGUCGCGCUUGGCCGAGCGCACUGGGCAGAUGUCAUCCUCGGGGGCAGUGGCAGCGGUAGCAGCAGCAGUGCAGUGUACGGUGGCCACCAUUCGCGCUCCUCCGGUAACAAGGUGAAAUUUGAGUAUCUGAAGCGAAUGGCACGGUACGACUGUGAGGCUGGAAUGACAAAUGGUAGUUGCUACGCUGCCCGCAGGGUAAGACCCAACGGAAGCCAGAUGCGUCGCCGUGCCGCUAGUGAGCCCGAUCUGGUGUCGCGCACGAACUGGAAGAGCGAUGGCUUUGUGCAGCAUCUACAGCAUCAGCACCGUACGCUCUACUGGAGUACGGGGGAUUUGGGCAGCCUCGGACGACUGAUGGAGCACGGGAAGAACUUUGAAAACAUCUUCGACAGUACUAGCGACAAUCUGUCCGCACGGUUGUCCGCUGCUGUGACGUCCAGCUCAAGUUCUUCCUCGGUGCCACUGUCGGGUUCUGGUUCGUUAUCAUCCUCCACGACCGCUUCUUCGAUGGGAAGUACCUCUAGUCAGCGUAUGCUCCAACGUCGGUUAGCGAGUGCUCUGCUGAAGUCAUCGAGGGAGCAUCAUCACCACAACAGCAAACCUCCACUGUCGUGCCCUUCUGUAGGGAAUUCCGGCUCAUCGAACUCAUCUUCCUCGUUGGUGGUCAACACUUCCGGCCAGUCCAGCAGUGGCAACAUUCUGCGCAAAAAGUCCUCCUCCUUCCGGGGCGUACUGCGCCGCUCCAACACGCCGGACGUCGUCAAUACUUGGGUAUAUCGCAAAAGCUACGAUGGCUCAGGAAACGGUCUAGGAGAGCCCCCGUACCACCGGGGGCACGGUAGUCCACACGCCUCGCCAUCGCGGUACUCCUACAACAACACUGCCAAAAGCCCGCUGCAGCAUUGGCGUACGUCUAGCGCCGGUGCGUCCGACUUCAAACGCAACUCACGUCUCCGCAGUUCGGCGAACGCCGCCGUGCCGGGUGCGACCGGGCAUCAUCAUCAUCACAACAUGGUCGAUCUGAAUGUGCCGCGUGGCCACUCGCCACACUUCAGCCCGUCCCGACAAACGACACAAACCGGCGACACGCAAACGCUGCACGUCUACCUGCCCAACCAUGGCUUCCGGAUGAUCCGCUUCGACGAGGCGUCGGACGUGCGGCAGAUCAUCAACCUGAUCGUCGGCUGGAUGUCGCCGGGCCAGAAGCCCAACCCGCAAAGCUACGCGCUUCGGCUGCGCCACAUGCUUACCAAAGAGGUCCUGUGGAUGCCACCGGACACGUCGAUGUCGCAGGUGAUGGCCCACAUCUACAACCCGUCCUGCAGCAAUGCGGACUGCCCGAACGUGGACAAGAGCACGAUCGCGAAGCGCAUGCAGCAGAAGACGAGCGGCGCGAUCGGGCACGCGAACAGCGUGUGGAAGGCGGAGCUGCGCGUCCGCUACAUCCCGAAGAACCUGAAGGAGCUGUACGAGCGGGACCGCACCACCUGCCACUUCUACUUCGACCAGGUCAAGCAGGACUACAUCCAGUCGAACGUGCCGCACAUCGAUCCGGAGAUCGCGGUCCAGCUGUGCUGCCUCGGCAUCCGCCACUACUACAAAGACACUAACCAUACCUCGAACGACCGGAAGCAGCAUCUCGACUACAUCGAGAAGGAGAUGGGCUUCGGCAACUUCAUACCGAAAUCUGUGAUAGAUACCAUUAAACAGAAGAAUCUGAAGAAGCAAAUCCAGGCGGGCUACAAGAAGGUGUACAGCUACAGCGAGAUGGAGUACAUGCUCAAGUUUUUCGAUCUCCUCCGCACGCAGUACACGUUCGACCAGGAGCAGUUCAACGUGCAGCUGAGCAGCAGCUGGAACAUCCGCGUCGAUCUCAUCAUCGGGCCACACGUGGGGCUGUCGUACUCGGUGAACCCGCAGGCGCCCCCAACCAAGGUGACGGACUUCGAGAGCAUCGAGCGCAUCACGACCAGUAUUCUGCCGACGUCGCUGACGAAAAGUGACCACCAGGGUGGUCGCGGUGCGAAGGGCAAGGAUCAGCCUGAUCUGACGAGCUCGUGCGGUAGCAAUGCGGCCGCCGGCGAUGGUGCCGGUGACAAGGGCAAGAAGGAUGGCAAGAAGGGCGCGUCCGCGGGCGCCACCGGCAGCCAGUGCGCGUGUGGCGAGAUCAAGACGCAGCUGCGCAUACGCGUGAGCGGCAACAGCGAGGAUCUGGCAAUCACGUGCGAUGGCAUCAAGACGUCCGAAAGCAUAGCCGAUCUAGUCGAUGGUUACUGUAGAUUAUUUAACAAAAACGAUAACAGCCUGUGGGAUCGUACCGUCAUACCAAAGGGAGGUGGUGGUGCUGCAGCCACGCCACCGGCCGGCAACAGUGCGACCAACUCGCUGGAAAAGAGUCAGCUGAAGAAAAGCCUAACCGAGUCGCAGACGUCCUCGACGGACCGGCACGGUUCGCGCUCGUCCAGCGCGGAUCGGCUGAACGGUGGCAGUGGGGGCGAGCUGGCCGAACCGCCGCAACCGACGCUCAACGAGGACUACGCGGAGCUGGGAAUGUGCGACGAGGAGGGCGACUACUCUACACCGGCUGCGCGGGACUAUGAGCUCGAUCGGUCGCAGAUCACGCUGAACGAGAUUAUCGGGGUGGGUCAGUUUGGGGAUGUGCACAUUGGGUCGUGUCGGCUGCCGAACAAGUCCACGCUGGUGAGCAAGCUGAACCAGUCGCUCACGUCCGAGUUUGACGAGUACUCGCAGAUGGACAACGGUAAUGCCGAUGCGCAGAAGACGGGCAUCAUCCAGGUGGCGGUGAAGACGUGCAAACCGGACGCGGACACUACGACGUCGGAGAAGUUCCUGCAAGAAGCAUACAUUAUGAAGAAGUUCGAGCAUCCCCACAUCAUCAAACUGAUCGGCAUAUCCAGCGGUCCGCCGAUUUGGAUCGUUAUGGAGUUGGCCCGCCACGGGGAGCUGCGAGCGUACUUGAAGAAGAACGGUCCCAAGCUUAAGCUGGGAACGCUUCUGCUGUACUCGUACCAACUGUCAACGGCGCUGAGCUAUCUGGAGUCGAAGAAGUUCGUUCACCGCGAUAUUGCCGCCCGCAACGUUCUGGUCAGCUCCCCGACUUGUAUAAAGCUUGCCGAUUUUGGACUCUCAAGAUGGGUUGAAGAUCAAUCGUACUACACUUCCACCAAAGGUAUGCUUCCGAUCAAGUGGAUGGCACCGGAAUCGAUCAACUUCCGCCGCUUUACAACCGCUAGCGACGUGUGGAUGUUUGGCGUCUGCACGUGGGAGAUACUCAUGCUUGGCAUCAAACCAUUCCAAGGCGUUAAGAAUUGUGAUGUUAUCGGUAAGCUGGAGAACGGCGAGCGUCUGCCGCUGCCGCCGAACUGUCCGCCGCGGCUGUACUCGCUGAUGUCACAGUGCUGGUCGCUGGAACCGCUCAAGAGGCCCAACUUUAAGAGCGUCAAAGAAACACUCUAUGAAAUUCUGAUGGAGGAACGGCACAGCGAUUGUGAGACGAUGCGCCGGGAGAAUCGACGUGUGGCGGCAAUGUCCUGGGGUGCUGGAGACGAUAUGGCACCACCGAAGCCUGCCCGAGGACCUACAAUGGGAGGAGAUGGUCCCCUCGUGCCGGGCGCACCCCAAACGUACAUCGUCGCCCGCGACCCGACCGUGCUGGCGGCGCUGAUGCGCGAGAACGAGCAGCGGGGCAUCAACCCGUCGUCCUACACGACACCGGCCUCGGUAUUUAACACACUAGCCGUAGACUUAGACCCUAACGCACCACCAAACAAUACUGAUAACCAAAUUGCCAAAGAGAUCGCUGUCGCUAACCUACCGUUGAAAACCGUUCCCCUACCCGUGACCGAACUGCACAAGCUCGAUCCUACCAUCGACGAGGCAGCUUCUGCCGCCGCCGCCGCCACGGCUGCCUCCGCUGCUGCUACUGAUGGGGCAACGGAAUCGAUGCCACCACAGCAGCAGCAGCAGCAGCAGCACGAAGAAUGCAACCAAAACCCGUAUGGUGGCAGCGGUAGUGGGCAGCCUCUCCUUUCUGCCGCCGAUGGUGGUGGUGGUGGUGGUAGCACCAUCGAGAUGCUACAACCAAAGAACACAGACACGCUGGAACGCUAUAAAAACCCGCAAGAUAUUCUUGUCCUGUCCGCAAAUAACAACAUCAUUCAUUCCAUGUCGCAAAGCUCAUCGUUCGCCCAUGCCCAGCUCCCCCCUCACUCCGGUUCCCAAAUGCUUUCCUCUGUCCCGUCUUCUUCCUCCUCCACCCAUGCAAACCCACCCGCCGGUUCCAUUCAUCAGGCGCAUCAAGCGGCGGGUGCAUCCGGGGUCGGGUACCCUGUGCCGUGCGAAAUCAUCAACGCCCUUACCCAGCAGACCCACUCGAUCGAACCGACCUACAAAGCCAUCCAGCAAAGCAAAGCGACCGGCGGUGGUGCUGGUGGCAUGCAGGCAAACCUAAACCCCCAACUGAUGAACAAUAAUUUCAUGCAUUCGAACGCUCAACAGCAGCAACAGCAGCACCAAACGCAGCAACCGUACUACCCGCAGGGCAACUCGAUCGUCACCUACCAGCAGUACCAUGCGCAGCACCAGCAGGCCCUUGCCGCUGAGUACUAUCAGCAUCAGCAGCAUCAGCAGCAGCAGCAGCAACAGUACGUGAUGCAGCAAGCCCAACCGCAACAGGUCGGGCCCAACUACAUGCCGUACGGUGCGGCACCGGUGCAAACUGUCCAACCGGCUGCCGGCGCACAGUAUCAGCCAGCGGCCGCGUACGUUAAAUCACCCCAGCAGGAAGAUCAACCCGGCGGUACGAAGACGCGCAGUCUGGAGCGAAACGCCGCCGGUCAGAACAUUGUGUCGGCGUACGCCGCCCGCAUCAACUCGCUGGAACGGACGCGCCAGAUGAGCAUGGAGUACGGGAACUCGGUGAAGGCGAUGCGCUCCAACUCGCUCACCCGCCAGUACAGUGGUGGAAACCAGUCCGAUCUGUACCCGGGCGUCGGGCAUGGCGUACGCUCCGCAAGCUUGGAGCGCGGUGCCCAGAUGGCAACGGCGGGCACCGUCGGUGGCAACAACGGGGCCGGCUACAUGAGCCGGAUGGGCAGUCUGGAGCGCAACCAGCAGACCGCAUCCCAGUCGAUCUUCCUCAACUCGAUGAAGGGUGGCAGCCUGGAGCGCAAUCAGUCGGCCGCCAUCGUGAACGAUAUGAUGAACAGCAAGAUCGCGUACAAGGGUGGCAGCCUGGAGCGCAACCAGCACAUCCUGCUGACCCGCUCCGGGUCGGCGGUGGGCAGCUUGGAGCGCAAUAUGCCGUUCCAGAACUAUCGCAGCCCGGUGGCGGCCGCCCCCAAGGAGCAGGAACCGUUCCAGGAGGAGAUUUACGACUUUGGGGGCGUGAAUGUGAAGUCUUGCGCGUCGAUUGCGCUGAAAAAGAGCGUUGAGAAGGGUAUGCUACCGCCGAGCUCGUUGGCCGUUUCGCCUGGGUUGCCUCCCAGCAGUGGGGGCGCUAACUUUGCCCUUCCGCCACCGUACAGUUCGGCCAGCAAGCAGCAACAGGCGGCUGCGAGUCAGCAGCAGGGCACCCCGCAGCGUGCCAUGUGGGGCGGAACGGCCGGUGGCAAUAUUGGCAUGCAUCAGCAAAUGUACAUGCAGCAGCAGCAGCAGCAGCAAGGCUCGGUACAGCCGGCAGGACCGAUUAUUGGCAUUGCCUCGUCGCAGCAGGUGCAGAUUCCGAUGAAGAUUUCCCACAGCCAACCGGUACAGGCACAUCCAGUGCAACCGGUACAGCAGCUAGCGACCUCGGUCGCUCAACCCGUGCAGCACAUUCAGCAGCAGCAGCAGCAACAACAACAGCAACAAAUGAUCGAUCAACAACAGCAGCAACAACCAGCACAGUUGCAGGAAACACAGCAACAGCUGGAGGAGAAGCUGCGCAAACAGCAGCAGGAGAGUGAAAUCGAUUCCAAAUGGCUACAGCAGGAGGAGAAUAAUCUCAAGAAACGGCUCAGCUUGAUUACGGCCAACGCGGCCAGCAUGUCGCUUGACCAGCCGCUGGGGGGCGGUGCACCGAUGGAGGGCAGCACGCCGCCUGUAAACGGCGGUGGUUCGUCCCUGUCCGGCAGCUACCAUUCGCAGCAGAGUCCACACUUUUCGCCCCAAAACACCAUGUCCGGACCGCAGAGUUUGGGUGAUCACUAUCCUACCACACCGAACACGAGCGAUUCGAGGCCUCACACACCAGGAUCGGGCGGUGGUGGCGGUGGCGGCGGUAUGAUCAAAUCGAAGAGCUCCUCGAUGGAACGCUGCACGACGCCACAGUCGGGCGACGAGAAGUUUGCGGUGAAGAAGGUGGAACCAACCAAAACGAUGCCGCUCGAUCGGACGAACGAUAUGGUGUACAACGCCACGACCAGUGUGGUGAAGUCGAUCAUGGCCCUCAGCCAGGGUGUGGAUCGAGCACAGGCGGCCGAAUAUUUGAAUCUGGUGCGAAACGUUGGCUUUGAGCUGCGCGCCCUGCUCGGUGCGGUCGAUCAGCUGUCGGCCAACUUUCCUCCACAGCGCUACAAGGAAGUAGAGAUGGCACACAAAGUAUUAUCCAAAGACAUGUAUGAACUAGUUACGGCCAUGCGGCUGGCACAGCAGUAUAGCGAAACGACACUGGAUGCCGAGUAUCGAAAAAGCAUGCUGUCGGCGGCUCACGUACUUGCAAUGGAUGCCAAAAACCUGCUCGACGUCGUCGAUUCCAUUCGCGUGCGCUACCCGAACCUCUUCCCACAGCAGCAGCAGCAACCGCAACAACCGAGCGCACCGUCGAGCCCAACGCAACGGCAACAUGGUGCCGCCAAUUCAGUCACAUCCGCAGUCCAUCCGUCCAACACACCCCAAAUGUUUGCCCAGCAGCAGCAGCAGCAGCAGCAUUCCUUCGAUCAGUCGCAACUGCUCAUGAUGGGCGAUUGCUACCAGAAUCUGCAACCAAAGCAACCGAUACUGGCGCACAGCUCGCCACCGACGUCGCUCACACAUUCCUAUGAACCAGGAGGCCUCUCCUCCUACCAGCAGAGCGGUAUCUACGACAAUGAGUGUAUCAUCAGCAGCCAGCAGCAGCACCAGUCCGCCGAGGUUGCUGGCAAGCUAAAGAAACCGGCCAUUGCCGCGAAACCGCCCUCGGUUGUGGCGAUGGCCUCGGUCAAGCUGAAACCCGUCGCUACGGGCUCGCUAGACGUACCGGACACAGCCGGAGGGGAGCUGUACUCCAACGCACCGCACGCGACGUCCCCCGGCCCGAACGGUGCCAACGCGGACAUUAAGCUGCCCGAUCCCGUCUCGUGCACUAUCGUGCAGGAAAAUUUGCUUGCCGCCAACAAUCAGAAGGUCAUGGCCACGAACAAGCUCAGCGGUUAGGGUGGUUACAAAAAAUGCGAUCGUUGGUUUGAGAUUGCUUCAUGCUCAUCAUACUCAUUUAUUUUCCCCAAUUCUGAUGUUGUGCGUGCUUUUUGCGAGGUGUCUUCUUCUUUUUUUAGAAAAGAAAAAUAGUGAAAUAAUGAAACAGUACGUGAACACGCAGGCUGAAAUGGCAUAUAGGGCUACGGUAGAGGAGAAAUGCUCGCUAAUAUAACCACUCUUCAGUACAGUACUUGAAAUCGAAUCGAACUGCUUGGUAAGGUGAUAGCUUCUUACCGUAAAAUAAGCGUAGGAUGGAUCUAGAAACGUAGAAGCAAACAGUUAUCGCAUACAAAGCUGAAAUUUCCGGAAAUGAUGCAAUUUUGAAGAGAAACAGAAAGGUAGGAAGAGUCAUUUGCACACCUGCCGGGGUGCGUGUACGCUAGAUAUGCUAGAAUUAAAAGCAUAAUUUUAUUGUAUUAUUUCGGAAAAGCGCUGCAUAAUUCUGUUGGUGUACGCCUUUUCCACGCGGAGGUGCAGUAUGAGGCAAACCAAUAUGAUGACCAUGAUAAUAAUGACACGCAAGGAGAUAUCAUCGUUUGUGAAUGGAAGGGAUUUUUUUACAAUAAAAAAGAGAACAAUUAUGGAUAGACGUGAAACUUAAAAGCACCUGUGAGCGUGGAGACGUUUGUUGAAGGAGUAUGGAAAGAUUGGGCCCUUGACCUUUGUAAAAAAAAUAAGCUGCGGGGAAUUGAGAUGUAUUUAACAAACCUUUCAAACAUAUUUAAUUGCAUUAACCAAGCUACCUACAACUGAAUAGUGCUUUGAUGGGUCAUUUGUUCUUUUGCAUUAGUGCUUUCUUUUCGACCUUCUAUGCAACAACGCAACGCACAAGAUAGAAAAGAAACGAAACUUUACCCCCGAAAAUGGACCAUUUUUUGCUAGGAAUUGUUUGCCUAAAGAACUAACCAACCAACCAACCACCACUACUAAUACUACUACUACUACUACCACCACAGCAAAGACUUACAUUACAAUCAAUAAUAACACUACAGAGUGCGCUUAGGUGCGUACGCUAGGGAAGGUAGAUACGUUUUUUAAACUUAACUCUUUUCCUACCACCUCUUAGAGUGUGUUUGAGAUGCUUUGUAUUUCGGUAUGUUUUUACGUUCGUAGUGAAAUUCGUUCGUUGAUCACCGAUGUGUGUGUUUUUCGAACGACUAAACAGUGCAUUUCCAUUGUAAGAUUUUUAGACUUUUUAUACAGUGUAAGUAGAUGCGGGCGGUAGGAAAAAUAGAUAUCGCAUAGGAAAUGGUUUUUGCUUUACUUUUGUGUGGUGUUAUCCAACACUUAUCUUAGCUUUGCUUUUCGAUCUUUCCAAGUAGUUUCAACGAUUAAUAGCUCUCGUGUUAACAACUUUCUCGUUUUAUGUAUUUGUUUUUUUUUGUUUUUUCUUUCUGUAGUUAAAUAUUGCUUUAAUGCUCAGUCUAAUUAACACCUAUUUAUAUAUCCAUAUCGAAAUAACACUCCAAAUAAACCACGUACGUACGGGA
Molecule: messenger RNA, 11371 nt
Organism: Anopheles merus
Lineage: Eukaryota; Metazoa; Arthropoda; Insecta; Diptera; Culicidae
Gene: Fak
Exons: 13
Coding region: 945-9839 (2964 amino acids)
Biological process (GO): protein phosphorylation; signal complex assembly
Cellular component (GO): focal adhesion; cytoskeleton
Molecular function (GO): ATP binding; protein tyrosine kinase activity
Source: RefSeq, a predicted model, not a curated record